Molecule: messenger RNA, 1195 nt
Organism: Mauremys mutica (yellowpond turtle)
Lineage: Eukaryota; Metazoa; Chordata; Testudines; Geoemydidae
Gene: FOXE1
Product: forkhead box E1
Exons: 1
Coding region: 272-1195 (307 amino acids)
Biological process (GO): anatomical structure morphogenesis; regulation of transcription by RNA polymerase II; cell differentiation
Molecular function (GO): DNA-binding transcription factor activity, RNA polymerase II-specific; RNA polymerase II cis-regulatory region sequence-specific DNA binding
Source: RefSeq, a predicted model, not a curated record
GCCGGGAGCUGCGGCGCCCUCCGCCCCGGGCUCCCUGCCCAGCGGCCAGCCGGGCACAAGUUCCUGGUGAUGGGGGCAGCAGCUCCCGCAGCCCCGGGUCUGGAGUCCCCGACCUCCCUGCCCCGGGCGGCCCGCAGAGCGAGCCUCCCCCGCGCCCACCAGCAGUGAGUUCCUGCGCCGCGCCCGGGCACCGCGCCCCUCCUGGACUGAGCCGCCGGCUUCGGGAGCCCCGGAGCGGAGCUUGCGCCAGGGGCCGGCCGGCCGGGCGGGGAUGACCGCGGAGAGCCAGCAGCCCCUGUGCGGGGCCAGCCCCGCCGAGCCCGGCCUCCUGCUCAUGCCCCUGGUGAAGGCGGAGCCGGGGCCCCCCGAGGCGGGGGCGCGGGGCGCGGGCCGGCGGCGCAAGCGGCCGGUGCAGCGCGGCAAGCCCCCGUACAGCUACAUCGCCCUCAUCGCCAUGGCCAUCGCGCACGCCCCGGAGCGGCGGCUCCCGCUGGGCGGCAUCUACCGCUUCAUCACCGAGCGCUUCCCCUUCUACCGCGACGGGCCGCGCAAGUGGCAGAACAGCAUCCGCCACAACCUGACCCUCAACGACUGCUUCGUCAAGGUGCCGCGGGAGCCGGGCCGCCCGGGCAAGGGCAGCUACUGGGCGCUGGACCCGGCGGCCCGCGACAUGUUCGAGAGCGGCAGCUUCCUGCGCCGGAGGAAGCGUUUCAAGCGCAGCGACCUGGCCACCUACCCGGGCCCCGCGCCCGACGCGCCCUUCGGGCCGCCCGCCGCCGCCACCGCCGGCUACCCCGCCGCGCCGCCCGCCCCGCGCCGCCUCUUCAGCCCCGGGGGGCCGCCCGGCGCCCAGCUCGCCCCGCAGCCCGGCCGCCCGCUCAGCCCCGAGCUGGCCCCGGCGCCCGCCAGCUCCUGCGCCUUCGGGGGAGCCGCCUACGCCAGCCCGGGCUGCGCCGUCCCCUACCCGUACGCGGGGCCCGGCGCGCCGCUGCCGCUCCCCCCGGCGCCCUACCCGCAGGGCAGCGGCCCGCUGUACCCGCCCGGCCGCCUGGCCCUGGCCGCCUCGCCCCCGCUGGGCGGCGACAGCCGGGACUUCUACGGCCGCAUGUCCCCCGGCUACGGCCCCGGCCCCGGCGCCUACCUGCGCCCCGCGCCCUACCCCGGCGCCGCGGAGAGGUUCGUCCCGGCCGUGUGA